AUGCAUUCCAUUCUUCUCUUUUUACCUACUCUCCUCUAUCUGUUCUCAAUUUUUUCCUCUGCAACUCUCAUCCCUUUUCAAUCUAACAACUCAAUCCUAGACUUUGGAAGGAUAAUAGAAGAAAACCCUAGUGCAAUCUUCAACCCAAAAUCACCCCAAGAAAUCUCCCUACUCAUUGCAUCCAUCUUCUCCAAAAACAAUAUGAACCUACAAAUAGCACCAAGAGGAGCUGCUCAUUCCACCUACGGCCAAUCACAAGCCUUAGGUGGCAUCAUUAUCAACAUGACUCUCCUCCCCACCAUGAUUAGGGUUGAGAAAGAGUUCGUCGACGUUAGCGGUGGCGUUCUGUGGAUCGAGGUGUUGAAGGAGACAUUGAAGUAUGGAGUGAGUCCAAGAUCAUGGACUGAUUAUUUGUAUCUCACCAUUGGAGGGACUCUUUCUGUUGGUGGUAUCAGUGGCCAGUCAUUCAAGUAUGGACCUCAGAUUUCAAAUGUUUUGGAGUUGGAUGUGAUCACAGGCAAAGGAGAGUUCGUAACAUGCUCUGAAGAGAAAGAUUCAGAACUUUUCUAUGGCGUAUUGGGAGGAUUUGGACAGCUUGGAAUCAUAACAAGAGCAAGAAUCAUGUUACAGCCCGCACCCAAAAUGGUGAAAUGGGUCGUAAAAUCCUACAAAGACUUCGAAGGGUUCAGGAAAGAUCAAGAGUUUCUGAUUCAUUGGGGGGAGGUAGACUACCUUGAAGGAUUCAUUGAUUUGCAGAAAAGAAAUACCUCGCAGCAUAAAUUAAACGAUGAUGUCUCCUAUUCCAUCGAAUUUGCCGUAUAUUACGACGACGAAGACGUCGCGCAAAAGAGACUGAAGGAGAUCUUCCGAAAAUUGAGGUAUAGGGAAUCAACGGCCGAGAUUACAAAUACUUCCUACUUUGAAUUCCUCAACCGGGUAAGGAAGUCGGAGCUGGAGCUAAGGAAGGAGGGGCUGUGGGAGGUGCCUCAUCCAUGGCUUAACGUCUUCGUUCCAAGAACUCAGAUAAGGAGGUUUAAGAACUUGUUGCUGAAAGCCAUUGCAGAUACAUACAAUUCAGGCCCUAUCAUUAUUUAUCCAAUGUUUCGGCACAAAUGGAAUCGCAAGAUGUCAGCUGUGCUGCCACAGGUUGAUACUGAGGAUGAUAUCGUAUAUGUUGUUAGUGUUCUUCAGUCAGCACCACCAACCUGUACUCGCGGCACUCCCUGCCUUGAUGCCAUGCUUAUUCAGAACCAGAAGAUCAUCAAUAUCGCCACGUCUGAACCCAAAGUUCGCCAUCUUCUUCCUGCAGACUUUGGAGGAAAUGGCGAUAGGGGAGGGAUGGGUGCAAAACAAUACAUGCCAUAUCUUCAGAAUGAGAAGCAAUGGAAAGCUCACUUUGGUUGGAAAUGGCAGAGCUUCCAGGAUCGGAAGUUUGAUCCCUUGCAUUGUCUGGCACCUGGUCAGAGGAUCUUUCGAAGAAAAUGA
This is a messenger RNA of Phalaenopsis equestris, 1485 nucleotides long. Its product is annotated as cytokinin dehydrogenase 3-like. Lineage: Eukaryota; Viridiplantae; Streptophyta; Magnoliopsida; Asparagales; Orchidaceae. The record is from RefSeq and is a predicted model, not a curated record. Gene Ontology annotation, biological process: cytokinin metabolic process. Gene Ontology annotation, molecular function: cytokinin dehydrogenase activity; FAD binding.